Messenger RNA from Amphibalanus amphitrite, 1771 nucleotides. Its product is annotated as formin-2-like. The record is from RefSeq and is a predicted model, not a curated record. NCBI's taxonomy places the organism in Eukaryota, Metazoa, Arthropoda, Thecostraca, Balanomorpha, Balanidae. Bases 227 to 1303 code for a protein of 358 amino acids. The transcript has 6 exons.
GUCAGUCAAACGAAUCAAACAUCAAACCGUCAAACCCGAGUUCAACCUUACGGUAGCCCUCUGUCAAAAAUAGUGAUAGCGUUUUCUCUGGACAUUUUGAUAACUUUAUUCAAGUUUGUGUCACCUUGCUGCUUUGACAUCCACAGUCCACCUGAGUCGGUAACAUUCUAGUUUGCGUGUCUGAAUUCCCUUUGGAUUUCUCUCGUAUCCGGGCGGUGUGGCUGUGAUGUCGGGGACGGCGAUGGCACAGGAGGGCACCAAGCACGUCUACCACUCGAUAGCGCUGGAGCCGGCCGGCGCCGUCACCGUGCCGGACGGGUCGCGCUGCUGCUCCGGCGGCCGCAAGGUGCUCACCCUGCUGCUGGCCUCGGCGCUGCUCUGGGUCAUCGUGCUGGACAUCAUGCUGGUCGUCUACCGCUCUCACCACAUCAGCGGCGGCUCCUCGAUAAACGUCCCCUCGGAGACACCGCUGGCCGGCCGACUGCUGAUCCUCGGAGCGCCCGCAGCGCCACCUACCAACGUCAGCCUCCCAACACAGUCACUAGAGGCGCUGCCAUCGCUGAACGCCACCGAGGCCGGCUCCGACCGGCGGCAGAGCGCCGGAACGCCGGGGGAGAGCGUCGGAGCGCCGGGGCAGAGCGCCGGAGCGCCGGGGGAGAGCGCCGGAGCGCCGGGGGAGAGCGCCGUUAGCAGCCGGGAGCCCGCCGUCCCGUCCAAACCAGGCCGCAGCGCCGACCCGCCGCCGCCGGCCAUCGGAGGACUGGAGGGGUGGCUCUCCCGACUACGUCACCGGUCCGACCGCGCCCUGAUGACGUCACUGGACCACCGGCCGCGCUGGCCUCCGAGAGCGCCGCCACUGCCGGCACCAAACGCUGAGCGCCGCCAGGACGGCCCGCCGCCGCCGCCGCUCCCCGCCGGGGGCCCGCCGCCGCUCCCCGCCGGGGGCCCGCCGCCGCUCCCCGCCGGGGGCCCGCCGCCGCCGUCAGCCGGCCGGCCCGGUGUCCGUGGCCGACCGCCGCUGCCGGAGACCGGACUUCUGCUGCGCUUCUUCAGCGCUGUCAUGGACGCGCCCUGGAACCUGACGUCGGGCGGCGGCCCGAGCCGGCUGCCACCGCCGCUGCCGGGCCGGUUCAUGGGCGGACCGCCGGGCCGGUUCAUGGGCGGACCGCCGGGCCGGUUCAUGGGCGGACCGCCCGGCCGGUUCAUGGAGCCGCCGUUCCGUCCGAACCGGAUCCCUGUCAUCCACAUGGACGACGACCAGGACUCGGAGGACACCAUUCUGGACAUUGACAUCACCGAGUGACGUCACACCGGGUGUCGCCCAGUGUGACGUCACACUGCAGAGCUGAGCCUCCCUGAGUAGGAAGCGGGCGGACCGAUGUAUGACGUCACGUCAGCUGGCCGGCGCCGGUGCCCGCACCACUGCACUGGCCUCCAGCGGCGGCGAGCCGGCACUGCGCGGCCGGGCGGCCGGAGCUGCCCCGGCACCAGGCGCCCCGAGCAGCUGCCGGCGCCCCGAGCAGCUGCCGGCGCCCCCAGCAGCUGACGGCGCCCCAAGCAGCUGCCGGCGCCCCCGAGCAGCUGCCGGCGCCCCCAGCAGCUGCCGGCGCCCCGAGCAGCUGCCGCUUCAAUACCGAGCGCAGACGAGCCGACGUCCCGACCCGGGCCGCGCCAGCUGUUAUAUGACACAGAUGAACGCCCAAACUGCCGACCGCGCCGACUGCUGUAAUGGCUGUUAAACGAAGAUAUUGAAAUAAAACGUCGGAACGGA